Messenger RNA from Microsporum canis CBS 113480, 816 nucleotides. RefSeq lists its product as hypothetical. The record is from RefSeq and is a predicted model, not a curated record. Bases 1 to 816 code for a protein of 271 amino acids. The transcript has a single exon. NCBI's taxonomy places the organism in Eukaryota, Fungi, Ascomycota, Eurotiomycetes, Onygenales, Arthrodermataceae.
AUGGCGACUCGGCGCCAAAAGAAACAGGCCUCCGAUGGUCCUUCAAUACCCCUUGCCCGUGUCGAACGCAAUACAGCAGCGCCUGCGGGCAAAACGUUAUAUGAGAUUGCUGCAGAACGGCAGGCCGAGUUGCUUGCCUCACAAGGACAACAAUCAUCAUCCAGUGAUGGGAAGUCACCGCCCAAAAUGCAAUAUGUCCAUAUGAAUGCAGACGGUGAAAUCGUCCACUCCCCCAUCCAAGGCACACCAGAAGCCACUUCAAAAGCAGCAGAAUCAGAUGGCACCGAGUCACUACCGCCGCUAGCGGACACUAUUUUUCUCUCCCUAUCGCUUUCAUGUAUUCAUUUUACUCUCUCAUUCCUCGCCGCGCAUCAGUUUGCCCAGGAUAUCGAGCUGAAUAGGAUAAUAUUUGAAACUGUGGUUGUUGCAUUUCCGGUUAUGACCUUGCUCAUUCAUUUCGUCCACGGGCAUAUGGUGCCCUUUCCUAAAUUAUCGUGGAGAUCGUUGGCUUUUUGGUCGGGCAAAAAGACCGCGAGCAAAUCAUCUGGACAACUCGCGACGAGAAAAUCCCUUAUAUUGGCCUUAUUUCCGCCUACUCCCCAGAAUGUCAUAUUUUUAACAUUUUCCAUCUUUUUGGGUUCAAGACUGAUUACCAUGGCGAAUGAGGCAUCUUAUUAUGCUGCCAUGAAGAAAACUCCUGCUCUCGGUACAUUAUGGGUGUGGGCAGUUGUGGAGAUGACUGCCGGGUUUUCUGUCUUGGGUUUGGCCGUUCCGGUUGUGUGGUCAGUAUGGUGGAAAGGGCACGCACUCUGGUAG